AUGGCAGCAAGACGAGAGCCAAAGUACCGAACCUCUUGCGAUAAUUGUCAAGCGGCCAAAGUAAAAUGUGGACAGGGAAAGCCGUGCCGCAGAUGUUCCUUACACAUACUCCAGUGUGUCUACAGUCCUUCUCGGCGCAUGGGCCGUCCCAGGUCAAAGAAGAAUGGCGUCAUCCCAGACUCCUCCUCUCUGAGGCAGUCCAGUCCUAAACCCUCCGGCAACAACAUAACGGGCAGCACCAGGUCCCGACCGCCCACCCCAGCGGCAGCUGCACCUGCUGGGUGUACCGUCUUGGACACUACGACAACGGUGGUGGGAGCAGAGGCAGAAGCAGCGGCCAGACCCGGAUCUUCGCACUCGGAACGUUGGGACGAUGGCGGUUCAUACCAAGUACCAGACGAGCUCGAUCACACCUGGAGCCCUCUCAUGCACGGCCACGAAUUCGAGCCGGCUCCAAACAUGAAUUCGGCGGUCGGGACAGAAAGUCAUUCCAGGCGCAAGUCCGUGACGGUGACGGAACCCAUGGACGUGGACGGCGUGUCUCGCUGCUUCGAGCUGGACCUGCCUUCCUUCUUGCAAACCAUGUCGGGCUCAACGACCUCCCAGCCCCCGUCCAUCUCGGCGCCCGCCUACGAGAACCUGUUUGGAUCUCCACUAGACCUCCUCCUCCAAAUGCCUCAACCGGUCGUUGCAGACCAUGAAAAGGACGCUCCGUCGUUCCCGGCCGAACCAUCCCCAUCGCCGCGACGAACAGAACAACAGCAAUAUCCCGGCCUCAUCUCAGAUAGUAAUAUAAUCUUUGCUCAAGCAACAGCGGCGGCAUCUCCCCGACAAUGCACCGCGCGAGCAUGUACUCCAAUGGACCAGAACCUGGACGAUUCGUUGUUUGAUUGGGUCCCUGAUCUGGCAGAUGCAUGUGGCGACCGGACACUGUCCCGAAACACAUCGAGAAUGAGAGGAAGCGACCACUGCGGCUGCGUCUCGGCCGUGUCACGAUGCAUCGUGUCACUGCGGGCCGCUGAGCAGCAGCAGCAGCAGCAGCAGCAGCACGCGCUGCUCAUGGAGAGCGAAGUCGCGGCGUCCCUGGCCCGGCUCGACCGGUGCCGAGCCUGCCGCUGCGAGAGCACCAUGCAGCUGCUCGCGCUGGUCGGCGUGCGCAUGAUGCUGAGCCUGCUGCAGAGGUCGGUGCGGGACGAGUUUGCGUCGCCUCGGGGGCACUCUGGACAUGGGCGGGAACCUACGGUCGACGGGAUGCUUUGGAUUGGCAAGUACAGAGUCACGCCACGAGCGCGGCUGAGGUUUCUGCGGCGGCUGUUACAGGCACGGUGUUAUAGACUAGCGGUGCUCGUUGAGGGACGAGAAAGGUUGGUGGAUGAUGAUAGCCUUUCGCGCGACUGUUUUUCGGGGGCGUCAUCGCUGCUGCUGGCGGAUAUUUCGCAGGGAUACUACUAUGCCGUCGGGCCCAUCGCUGUUCUCAUCAUUGAUCCGUCUCACUGUAACACGACCAAGAUUGCGUUCAUUCCCGCCAUAAUGUCACCAUCCGUGGACGUCUUAGCUUGGUACCUUCCCCUUGGCCAGGGGACUGUAAAUCUGUUCAAUGCCGGAAGCCUCGUUUUUGCCGUCAUCUUCGUUAUCUUUUCACUCGACUAUGCCAACUAUGUCAGACAGAGAGCGAAGCUCGGCAACACACCAGUUGUUGGAGAUGACCCCUACCUCUUGAGGCGUUUGGGUUGGACCGAGAAUCGCGUGAACCUAGGGAGAGUUCUGCAACGCGGAUAUGAUACGUUCAGCAGAAAAGCCAAGCCGUGGGCGUUCUGGGGCCAGCACGAUGACUUAAUCGUCGUCAUGCCACCCGGAACCGGCGAAGAGAUCAAAAAUGCCGACAUGACCAAGCUGAACUUUUUGAAGGCCGCCGAGGAUAAUUACCACUUCCGAUUGCACAGCAUGACAAAUGGCCGCGACCACGUCGAUGCUAUCAGGCUGUCUUCCAGCAAGAAUAUGAACCAACUUCACCAGGCGCUUGUGAGACAGAGCGAUGAAUCCAUCUCCUUGGUUCUCGAUGGGUAUGCCAAAACUCGCGAGCCCUUUGCCGCCUUCCUGACGAUCUGGCAUCUCGUCAACAUUGUCGCCGCAUCGUAUAUCGGGCCAGACUUUCCCAAAGACGCCGAGUUUAUCAAGGCGAUCGAGUCGUAUGGUAUCGACAUGACAAACUUUGUCUUCAUGUACUUCCGUGUUCCCACUCCCCUUCGAAAAGUAUUUUGGUACCUCUCGCCACAGGGGUUCCGAGUCCGCACACUCGCCAGGAAGCUGACCCGGUUCAUUGGCGACGAGGUUCGGAGGGCCAUCGACACAUGGCGUAAGACGGGCCGCGCACCGGAUCAGUACACUAUGUUGGGUGCCUUGCUGGAUGUGAAGCGGGCCAGCGGGCAGCUUAAGCAGGAUGCUAAGGCAAUGGACCAAGCCGACGAGGAGCGCCAGAUUCGGAUUUUCUCGGACGAACUCAGGCUCACUGCGUUUGAAGCUGCCGGCCCACCUGCUUGUGUUCUCACGCAGAUGCUCUUUGAAUCCAUCGAGCACCCGGAUAUUGUCAAGCCGCUUCGCGACGAAAUCGCGUCUGCUCUCGCUGCACAUGGCGGCGAGUGGUCACAUGAGAUGUUCAACUCGCUCCCGCGGCUCGAGAGCUUCACGCGGGAAACCCUGCGCGCCGACGGUCCUACCUUGUUCAGCCUCACACGCUCCGUCCUACAGCCAACGCGGCUCAAAUCCGGCCUGACCCUCACUCCCGGCACCAUGAUCACAGGCGCGGCAUGGUUCAUCCAGAUGGACGAGGCGCACUACCCGCGGGCGCACGAGUUCGACCCGUGGCGGUUCUACGACGAAAAGACCAACACGGCUACCACCAAGUCGACGACGGCAACCAACACGUUCCUUGCCUUUGGCCACGGCUCGCAGUCCUGUCCGGGCCGCUUCCUCGGCGUCCGGCUCACGCAGAUCGUGUUUGCCAAGAUGCUGAUGCGGUACGAGUUCGGGUGGGAGGACGGGCAGAAGGGCAGGCCGGAAAAUGUGGUCCUGCCGGGCCAGCUGCUGCCACAGUAUACGGCGACGAUGGUGCUCAGGGAGAGGGAGGGGGUGUGAGUCAUCCAUGAUGCAGUACGGGUGGCAAAGGAUGGGCCGGGAUCAUGGACUUCUUCCGCGUUUGCCAUGGAAUUCAGGGGGGACGUACCUUGUGAAGCUAAGUACCUACAGGUACCUACCUUACUUACUGUAGUGUAGAUACCCGCUUGUUCAGGGGGGGUCGGGGUGGAGGCAAGCCAAGUGUAAAAAGCGGAAGUGUCAUGUCGUUUGCGUACUGUGUAUGAGCGGUUUGAUGAUCGAGCCUAU
Chaetomium fimeti is the source of this 3381-nucleotide messenger RNA. RefSeq names its product cytochrome P450. The record is from RefSeq and is a predicted model, not a curated record. Bases 1 to 3135 code for a protein of 1044 amino acids. Gene Ontology annotation, biological process: regulation of DNA-templated transcription. Lineage: Eukaryota; Fungi; Ascomycota; Sordariomycetes; Sordariales; Chaetomiaceae. The transcript is spliced from 11 exons. Gene Ontology annotation, molecular function: heme binding; monooxygenase activity; zinc ion binding.